AAUGAAGGAACAAAAAACUGAAAUUAAUACAAGAAAAACAGCGAAAGAAAAUGGAGCUGAAAAGCCCAUUACAACACACUACUACACUAGAGACCGUACGGUCCUAGUCAGAGAGAAGAAGCAAAACAAAACACACACUUUCUCACUCACUCUCACACACACGCACGCUCCAACGCACGCCCUGUACAGUGAAGCUGUGAAAAUCCCCUUUCUGUCUCUCCGCUUCGAAACCACCGAACAACACCAGCUCGCCGAUCUUCCACACACUUCAACACCUCUCUACCACCAACCACCUUCUUCACUUCGGACACUCCAACUCAAACCCGUUUCCAUGGACUUGUACGGUCGGGCCCCCGUCAGGAACGGAUCCAACCCGGUCAACCAACCCGAAUGGCCCUCACCGGGCAUCGACACUGCUCUCGAAGAAUCCAUGUGGCAUUUAACGCUCGGUGGCGGCGAAUCUUACCCGGAGCGGCCCGGCGUUCCCAAUUGUGUGUAUUACAUGCGAACCGGUGUGUGCGGAUACGGUAGCAGGUGUCGUUACAAUCACCCUCGUGAUCGUGCUGCGGUUGUUGCGGCGGUAAGAGCUACGGGGGAGUACCCAGAACGGGUGGGGGAACCUCCAUGUCAGUAUUAUUUAAAGACCGGAACCUGUAAAUUUGGAGCAUCCUGUAAAUUCCACCAUCCAAAAAAUGGAGGUGGAUAUUUAAGUCAAGCUCCACUAAAUACUUACGGAUACCCAUUACGGCCAGGUGAGAGAGAGUGCUCCUAUUAUUUGAAAACGGGGCAGUGCAAAUUUGGUGUUACCUGUAAAUUCCAUCAUCCUCAACCCGCUGGCACACCAUUGCCAGCAUCUGCACCUCAAUUUUAUCAACAGGUGCAGUCUCCUACCGUUCCUGUGGCUGAACAGUAUGCAGGAGCUUCUGCAAACUUAAGAGUGGCAAGGCCCCCUGUAUUGUCCGGUUCCUAUGUACAAGGGGCUUAUGGUCCUGUACUUCUUUCUCCAGGGGUUGUCCAGUUUCCUGGAUGGAGUCCUUAUUCGGCACCUGUAAGUCCUGUGCUAUCUCCUGGUGCUCAACCUGCUGUUGGAGCCACUUCUUUAUACGGAGUGACCCAGUUGUCAUCACCAACAUCAGCUUUUGCUAGACCGUAUACUCCGCUGUCCUCUACUACCAGUCCUUCAGGAAACAUACUUAAGGAUCAAUUAUUUCCUGAAAGACCCGGUGAACCUGAAUGCCAAUACUUUCUGAGAACAGGGGACUGUAAAUUUGGAUUAGCUUGUCGAUAUCAUCAUCCUCGGGACCAUAUUGUUGCACGACCAUUUCUUAGCCCAAUUGGACUUCCUUUACGACCGGGCGUACAACCUUGCGCUUUUUACUUGCAAAACGGGCAUUGCAAGUUUGGGUCCACGUGCAAAUUUGACCAUCCUUUGGGAUCUUUGAGCUACAGUCCAUCGGUAUCUUCUUUCAUUGAUGUGCCAGUUACUCCAUACCCUGUGGGGUCUUUGCUGUCUCAGCUGGCUCCUUCUACAACAUCUUCAGAGCUUCGGUCUGAACUGAUGUCCGGGUCCAAAAAGGAAUCCCUUUCAGCCAGAAUACCUUCUUCUGGUACUUCUGUCGGUCUAAUUUUCUCACAAGGUGGUUCUAUCUCGUUAUCUGAUGUGCAACUCUCAAGUCCGAGUUCUGCCCCUCUUGGCAGUAGCAGAAACACCAGACAAAGCGGUGAGAUACGUUGAUCAGGCUAGUGGAAAACCUGAAAAUGACUCCUCAUUACCUAUUGGAUGUGACUUCACAAGCCUCCAUUGCUUCUGUUUAUAGUCCUCAGUAUUUUGAUGGCAACUGUUCAAAUUUUCACUGUCUUGGUUGAGAAUUCAUCAUCCAAUCCUGUUUAGAGCCUAUACUAGGUGAUUCUCAUCUGAUUAUAUUAUUAUCUCCAAUAAGCAUCAAUUGAAAACUCAAUAUUGUCUACACUCCAUCUCUUUUGAUUGUUAUUAUUCAUCCUUUACUUAAAGCGUUUGUGUGAUGAUUGUUUUGUUACAA
Vigna unguiculata (cowpea) is the source of this 2039-nucleotide messenger RNA. RefSeq names its product zinc finger CCCH domain-containing protein 32-like. Lineage: Eukaryota; Viridiplantae; Streptophyta; Magnoliopsida; Fabales; Fabaceae. The record is from RefSeq and is a predicted model, not a curated record. Gene Ontology annotation, molecular function: metal ion binding; mRNA binding.